AAAUCACUUGUAAGAUUGAAAAGGGUAGUAAACGGGUGAGGGGAGCCUGUUGUUACUCGUCGGGCUCUCGAUGGUCUGGAGCCCGGCUUCCACGUAAAGGAGCGAGGAGGGGAGGGGGGAAGUCCCACCCUCCUCAAUCACAUGCUGGCUGCCUAGAGCAGCGAGAGCCGGGCUGGAGGAACCGGACGCCGGGAAGGCGGCUCGAGCGGUCGAUCGGUGGGAACGCGCUAAGGAAUGGGAAGCCGCAGUGUCUCCCCCAUCCCGGCUGGCGGGCGGCGGCGGGACAACGGGCGCUGAAGCUGAGGGAGGAUGCGAUAAGGCUGAGCCCCAGCCGGGAGCAAGACGGCGCGGCCACCCCGCACCCUCGCCGGGGCGGGAUGAGGGAACUGCUACCCGGCUUGGCUCUGUUCUGCUUACUGGGCUGGCUGAGUCUCACCUCGGAGCCCGGGGAUCCCUCGUCGCCGCCGCCGCCCGCUGCUGCUGCUAAAACUUUCCGAAGUCUUCUCGCUGUUUCGCUGCAGGAGGAGGAAGCGACAGGGACAACGAGGAGGGGCGGCUCGUUGCCAGGACGGACCGGGAACGAGUUGGUGGAGCAGGGCGUGUUCUGGAGCGAGCGAGCCGACCGCUUACCGUCCGCCGGCUUCUCGGAGAGGCACGUCCAGCGCUGGCAGCAACGAGCCCGCUCUUCGCGCCUGGUCAGCCUGGAGAAGGGCUGCGGGAGGCUGUCCAACCGCCUGGCUACCUUCGCGGACGGCAGCCGAGCCUGCGUGAGGUACGGCAUCAACCCAGACCAGGUUUUGGGUGAGACCCUGUCCUUCUACCUGUCCCGCCUGCUAGGCGUCCGCAACGUGCCCGCCCUGGCGCUGUCCCGGGUCAACGCCAACGCUGAGCAGUGGCUGAGGGUCCGACGCGAGGUGCAGGCGGCGCCCUGGGCGGACCGGCCGGUGGUCAGUCUGUCCGAGUGGAUCGGCAACCUGAGCGACGUGGUGAGUCCGCCCUCGCUGCGGGCUGGGGUCAGGGGGCUGCACCCUCGGGCGGACGAGCUGGCCAACGUGACGGAGCGCCAAGCGCGGGAACUAGCCCAGUGGUCCGACCUCGUCCUCUUCGACUACUUGACGGCCAACUUCGACCGGCUGGCCAGCAAUCUGCUGAGUUUGCAGUGGGAUUCGCGGGUGAUGGAGCGGUCGACCAACAACCUCCACCGAACGCCCCAGGGUACCCUGGUCUUCAUCGACAACGAGGCGGGGCUGGUGCAUGGCUACCGGGUGUUACCCAUGUGGGAGCGCUACCACGAGUCGCUGUUGAAGACCCUGUGCAUUUUCCGCAAGGAAACGGCUAGGCGGAUCACGGAGCUGCACCGUUCCCGGGAUGCCGCCGGCCAAUUGUUGGCCCUGUAUCUGGCCAGCGAGCCGCUGGCCCCGCAGCUGGGUUUCCUGUCCGAGGAACACGCUCAGAUGGUGCAGGCCAGGACUGACCGCCUGUACAAACACAUAAUGCAGUGCAAGGCGAAGUAUGGACAAUAAGCUUGGCAGGGGUUACCCUUUUUUUGGCGACCUCUUCCUCCUCCUGUUAAGCCCUUGACUCCCGACUCCCUUCGGGAGGGGGUUUGUUAACUGGGCGGUGUCCCCGUGCGAGGUGGGAAGGGGAAGCAGCAAACAAUCAAACGAAGGAAGUCAGCGGGUGGAGCAGCAACUGUGGGGAGAAAGUAAUUGUCGACGUUUCAUGUCUAAAGCCUAAAGCAAAACCUCACCACAGAUGCUAAUCUACCUUCAGCAGAUUGCUUGUUGCUCCAGAUUUCGGCAUCUGCAGUUGCUUGAGUCUCCAACGUGCCAAUGGGCAUCUCCCUGCCAUUGAAGAUCGACCUGCUCUUGCCGGCAGCUGAGGGCUAACGUUCCAUUUUCAGAUAACUUGGGAAGGAAUCGAGCAUGAGCUGAGUCUGCUUAGAGCUCUGGUGUGCCAGAGUGAACUAUGUCUAAUGGAUUGGAAACAACAAGAGGCAAUACGGCCGGGACGAGGUCGAAGGCGCUCGACAGAGGAUGGCGCUCGGGAGGCUGCAUCGGAGGGGCUGGUCGGAGGCUCGAAGUUUUCAGAUGGACGGACUCAGUGUCGGCUGUGGUCGGCUGCUUCCAAUGCAUCAGCAAAUUGUCGGUGCCUGGAGAUUUAUGGCAGGGAGUUUCUCUCUUUUGCCGCCUGCUGUCGGGGACUUGGGAGUCGAUCGGGACUUGAGACUUUUUUUUACCGUGCCCAUGGUCUGUUCUUUAUCAAAUUAUGGUAUUGCUUUGCACUGCUGUAACUAUAUGUUAUAAUUAUGUGGUUCUGUCAGUGCUAGUCUUUGGUUUGUCCUGUUUUUCUGUGAUA
Mobula hypostoma (lesser devil ray) is the source of this 2358-nucleotide messenger RNA. It is a transcript of the gene fjx1, whose product is annotated as four-jointed box kinase 1. The record is from RefSeq and is a predicted model, not a curated record. The transcript is spliced from 2 exons. Bases 378 to 1523 code for a protein of 381 amino acids. NCBI's taxonomy places the organism in Eukaryota, Metazoa, Chordata, Chondrichthyes, Myliobatiformes, Myliobatidae. Gene Ontology annotation, biological process: cell-cell signaling.